Messenger RNA from Paraphaeosphaeria sporulosa, 1158 nucleotides. RefSeq lists its product as uncharacterized. Bases 431 to 820 code for a protein of 129 amino acids. Lineage: Eukaryota; Fungi; Ascomycota; Dothideomycetes; Pleosporales; Didymosphaeriaceae. The record is from RefSeq and is a predicted model, not a curated record. The transcript has a single exon.
UCGAGGCAUGAUGGAACCUGUGCAUUUGCCCCAGCGCGUGCACACAGAUGCGCACAAUGGUGACAUAAGACGGACUCCGCCUCUCUCGUGCAACCACCGGGCGUGAGUCGAAGAGGCAAGAGUCGCAUGUCCGACCCGACCCUGACCACCACUGCGCCCCGGAGUCCGGCAUGCUGUACCGCAAGCCAAGCUGAUAUCCACUUCCAAGCGUACAAGAGGGGUACAUGACCCCUACAAACCCUAGGCCACCUGUCUGUACGUUUCGUUUCCCCCACCCCCAGCCCGAAUCGCCCGCGUUCGAUUCGGAUUGUCACCCUGCGCGGCCGCCAGCGUGCGAGCAAUCACAUAUACAAACGAUUGUACACUGUCCUACGCUGCUUCAACACCAGCAAACACACCCGAUUGCGAACCGCGCGCCUAUACACCCACCAUGACCACGAUUCUCAAAAUGCGCGCCUUCCCCGUCGCCUCGGAGCUGUUCAGUCCGCUCACCUCCCCGCUCACCACCUCUACCCGCUCCGGCGCCUCCAAAACCUCGCUCCCACUCUCUCUUCCGCGCUCCACGAAAUCUUCUGCCUCCACCGCGCUGCCCGAGAUGCUGAGCAUCUUCGUGUGCUUUGCGCUUGGGCUGUACAUUGCGACGCAGAUGUAUGGCUUUGCGCUGGGGGUCGUGGACAAGGACUUGCCGAGGGCGUUUGCGGUGUGCUUUUGUGUGGCGUAUGUGUUUCAGCUUUAUGUGGGGUGGCUGGAGGUUAGGGAGGAGAGGAGGUGGAGGGAUCAGGAGAGGGCUAGAAGUAAGGGAAAUGCAGAUGGGCGAUAGAGUGUAGAAAGAUUGGAGAAGGAUUGUUUGUUGUGCAUCACUAUUACGGUUCUUCCACUGGUUUUCAAAAGCAUGAAGAAUAGAGCGGAGCAUACUCGGAGGGAUAAGAUGAUAAAAUAGCGAUAGAAGAGGAGCAUUUGGGAUUGGCAUAUGUCAUAUUUGCUGGCGGUGGAGCGGAACUUCACUUCACGAACAGUAUACCCUUAGCAGCAUGUUCUUUUGGCGCAUUACUGGAGAGCGACCGCGGUCGCAGUCGUUUUAUGGACUGGGUUUUCAUUGCACAUCACAGGUAUAGAGAUACACGGCAGCGACAGCAUACAAAACAAGAAUUCGCUUAC